AUGAGCCAGUUUAUGAUCAACACGGCGCACAACCACAGCGGAAGUGCGCUCAACGCCAUCCAGCAGUUCCUGUACAACGGCCACGGCGACAUUUCCGUCUCCAGCCUCCAUCGCCACAACAGCAGCUACCACAGCCACAACCACCCCCACCAACACAGCCACCACCACGAUGCUGCGCCCUUGUCACCGUCCCCAAGAUCCGCCACGUCCUCACACAGCCACACGUCGUCCCCGCUCUCCUCGCCACCAGACUCGCCGCGGCAGCAGCACAGCGCCGCCCCCGCCUAUCCCUUUGAGGACCACGCUAGCCACUACCACCAACACUACAGGAGUACACGCCAACAACAACAACAACAACAACAACAACAACAACAGCAGCAGCCACAAAUGAGCGUGUCGCACAGCUACCGCCAGCGCAUGUUUGCAGAUAAGGUUGUGUUUGAUCUCCAGUGCAGCUACUGCGAAACAGUGGUGUGCCGGCGGGCCAUGAAGGCGCUGUUGCUCGCAGAUACGUCGACGGAGUUGUUCUCAACUGACGCCGCUCCUGAGGAACGCUGCAGCCCCGUGGGCCGCCUCUACAGCACCCCGAGCUGCGCCUGCCAGAUUACAGACGUCGCCUGCCGCUGCUGCGGCAACGUGCUUGGCUACCACGUCGUGGAGCCCUGCCAGUCGUGCCUUAAGGCGUGCAACAACGGCCACCUGUGGAUGUUCCACGGCCACACCGUGCGCGCCUCCCACCGCGUCAGCCCCGUGACAGACCAACCGCUCACGUGGGGCAUCCUGCCUUCCCCCGGCGAGGAUGCCAACGGCCUCUGCGCGCACUCGCCGCACAGCAAGCGCGUGCAAGCCCGCACACGCUCCACCAAGCCCAUCAUCACCUGCGUGAGAUAG
Salpingoeca rosetta is the source of this 891-nucleotide messenger RNA. RefSeq lists its product as uncharacterized. The coding region runs from base 1 to 891 and encodes 296 amino acids. Gene Ontology annotation, cellular component: cytosol. The transcript is spliced from 2 exons. The record is from RefSeq and is a predicted model, not a curated record. NCBI's taxonomy places the organism in Eukaryota, Choanoflagellata, Craspedida, Salpingoecidae.